Messenger RNA from Lytechinus variegatus (green sea urchin), 2225 nucleotides. RefSeq names its product dipeptidyl peptidase 1-like. Gene Ontology annotation, cellular component: lysosome. Gene Ontology annotation, molecular function: cysteine-type endopeptidase activity. The transcript is spliced from 7 exons. The record is from RefSeq and is a predicted model, not a curated record. NCBI's taxonomy places the organism in Eukaryota, Metazoa, Echinodermata, Echinoidea, Temnopleuroida, Toxopneustidae. The coding region runs from base 144 to 1529 and encodes 461 amino acids.
AUGUACUGUGGCUGCAGCUACAUUUGCAGUUAGCCACUGACACUGUGCGUGAAUCUCAUGCUCAGCCGAAAUCUUUUAACUUGCCUUAUUCCUAUUUCCACUUGAAUUUCCUCUUAAAGAAAGGAAAAAUACGGGAUUCAGACAUGAGGGAUUUUGCUGUAAUCUUGCUCUUGGCGACUACAGUGCCUGUUUUUGUCGUUGGCGAUACGCCAGCAAAUUGUACUUACGAAGACGUCGCCGGGGAAUGGGUUUUCGAGGUCAGCGGCUAUGGCGGUGACAACAAAAUUGAUUGCACAAAGCCAGGUCCUGUUACAUAUAAGUUGCAUGUGCAGUUGCUUUUCCCUGAUGUGGCAGUGGAUCUAGAAUAUGGCACCAAAGGAUUCUGGACACUAAUCUACAACCAGGGUUUUGAGGUUGUGCUCAACAAUAGGAAGUACUUUGCUUUCUCAGAAUACACUCAGAAUGGAAGUCAGGUCACCAUGAACUGCUCUCAGACCUUACCAGGUUGGUCACAUAAUACCAUGGGAACUGACUGGGCCUGCUAUGUAGGCAGGAAAGUAGGUCCAUCAAAGGUAUAUCAACACACUGUCAGUAUAGAAAGGCAUCAGUACUUCAGCCAGAAGAUAUACCAGAAUGAUAUGAAGAUGGUGGAAAAGAUCAACAGAGUUCAGAAAUCCUGGAAGGCAACAGUCUAUCCCGAGCAUGAGAGGUAUACAGUGGAAGACAUGCAGAGGAGAGCAGGUGCCAUGAAUGGUUUAGGAACUUUCAGACCAACUCCAGCCACUGUUACUGACCAGGCAAAGAGGGCAGCAUCCACAUUGCCACUAGGGUUUGACUGGCGGAAUGUGGACGGCCAGAACUUUGUCUCUCCUAUUCGCAAUCAGGCGUCUUGUGGCAGCUGCUAUGCAUUUGGUUCCCUGGCCAUGCUGGAGUCUAGAUUACGUAUAGCGACCAACAACAGCAUACAGCUGGUCUUCUCAACGCAGGAUGUAGUAUCUUGCAGCGAGUAUUCACAAGGUUGCAAUGGGGGAUUCCCAUAUCUUGUCGCUGGAAAGUAUGCAGAAGACUUUGGUGUAGUAGAGGAAUCAUGCUAUCCGUACAAAGGAAGCGACAUCUCUUGCUCCAAGGAGAAAUCCGGCUGCCGUCGAUAUUAUGCCACCAAUUACAACUAUGUGGGUGGUUUCUAUGGUGGAUGCAAUGAGGAACUGAUGAAAGCUCAACUUGUCAAGAAUGGCCCCUUGGCAGUUAGUUUCAUGGUUUACGAUGACUUCAUGCAAUACAGUGGUGGAAUAUACCACCACACCGGUAUCAAGAAUAAAAACCUAAAAUUCAACCCUUUUGAGAUUACCAACCAUGUUGUCCUGGUUGUAGGUUAUGGUGCUGAUGAGGGAUCAGGGGAGAAGUUUUGGAUUGUCAAGAACAGCUGGGGUAAAGACUGGGGUGAAGAGGGAUAUUUUAGAAUCAGACGGGGAACGGAUGAAUGCGGGAUUGAGAGUAUUGCAGUAGAGUCCUUUCCUAUCUAUCCAUAGGAAACUGACCAUGAUAGUUUAGAUUAUAUGAACAAAAUUUUGCAUUUUUGUCAUUAUCACUGGUGGCAGAAUAAGAUAACAAUUUCAAUUGUUGAAAAUAUCCAAAGAGGUUCUAACAGGUGUUCAAAGUGCAAUUUUGAUGAUGAGAAAUUUUGAAAUUCUUUAAUUUAUAAAUCAUUAUAUGUCGAUUGUAGAAAGUAUGCAAAGAGGUUCUGACAUGUAUUCAAAAUGCUGCUGUGAUGAUGAAAACAAAUUUUAUUAGUCAUAAAAAUUUUCAUCUCAUGUUAUGUGCUUUCCUUUUUGAAGAAGUCAAUUUGACCAAGUACUAUUUCACGAACUAUUUAAUCUGCCACAAUCACUGCUCACUUGCCAUAGAAAUUCCAAGAUUAGUAGUACCUGGAGAAAUGAGAUCUCAUCUUAGAUCUUAUCUUUACCUUACAUUACCGUCUUGUCUCCUGUCUGCCCAUAGCUUUGAAAACAAGAUGUAUAUGUGAUGUCUUGCUAUUCAAUUUAGGAUGAUAUAAUUGAUUGUCCCCCUGACCAAUUAGGAUGCUGUUCAAUCUCUGCCUCUGUCCAUAGGAUUAUGAAUAUAUGUGUCCUGUUAAUAUUGAAGUAUGUAUUUCAAAGCCAUUGGAUAAGAGGAGGACAGUCCACCACAACACAACCAAAGAGUAGAAAGAUUAAUUUUAGUGCUAA